Molecule: messenger RNA, 1026 nt
Organism: Aphanomyces invadans
Lineage: Eukaryota; Oomycota; Saprolegniomycetes; Saprolegniales; Verrucalvaceae
Exons: 1
Coding region: 75-995 (306 amino acids)
Source: RefSeq, a predicted model, not a curated record
CGAAUUUUCACAUCCACCCCCAAACAUACCAACUCCAUCUCCCAUUUCCGCAUUUGCAUUGCCCACAUCACACGAUGAAGGGGAUCCACAUGCUACCUGCCCUUGCGCUUGCCACCGCCACGUCGGCAGCCAGCGACAACGAAGUCGCGUGGCGCUUCUACUCGGCCCAAGACUACCCCCUCUCCGAAUGGUACUCGAACUUGUUUGCUGACGUCAAACGCGACAACAUGAACGAGUGGUGGCUGUUCAACAAAGACACCAAGCAACUGCGGUCCAACAGCAACCAGCGCGAGUGCCUCGACGCGUACCCCAAGGACGGCAAGUACUUUGUUCACACGUGGGUGUGCGACGCCAACAACGCCAACCAGUGGUGGAACGUCGACAUGGCAAACCACCGCAUCCAACACGCUGUGCAUCCGAACUUGUGUCUGGACGCCGACCCGACGGCGCCGCAGCACCAGGCGCAAGUGUGGGAGUGCCACUCGCACGACAUCAACAAGAACCAGUACUGGUCCGUGGUCCAGGAGAUCGGGCACUUCCAGCGCAAGAACCUGCUCUUGACGACGAGCAAGACGGAACGCAACGACACGGCCGGUGCCAUUUCGUUCGCGCCAGUGCUACCCAAGGACCCUGCCGAGGACCCGACCGACCCGAAGGCGCCGCUGCCGUCUGCGUGGCGCCAGGAAUGGGAUUACAACCGCGACUUUCACCAAGUGCGGUCCGUGAUCGACUACAACUGCUUGGACGCGUACGAACCGUGGAACGGCGGCCGCGUGCACACGUGGCGCUGCGGCGACACCAACGCCAACCAGAAGUGGCAGUACGACGUGUAUACGAAGCAGCUUCGUCACAUGACCCACAAGGGGUACUGCCUCGAUAUCAACAACGAGAGCGGCGCGAGUCCGCACCUUUGGCAGUGCCAUCCGCCGACGCACAACUAUUUCUCGUACCAAGAGUUUGAUUUGUUCCAGACCGUGUCCUCUUUCAACAAUUAAGUCGUAACAUUGCAUUCGUUUUUAUAUUGGA